AUGAGGUUCACACAACUGUACUUCGCUGUGCUGCUCGGCAUCGGCCUGGUAGCCGCCUUCCCCCGCCUCAUCACCCGCACCGCCAACAACAAACAGUCCGCGCGGGAUGUGGGCGCCGCUAACCUGGACGAGACCUACGCCAGCUACGCAAAAUACGUCGUCCGCCGCGAAGCGGAGGAGCUCGGCGAUGCCCUUGCUGCGGGCUUCGUCGUAGCACGCGACGAUACUCACAUUGACGGCUCGGACAGCAGUGAUGACGACAGCCAGUCCGAUGACGGGGACGCCAGCUCCGGUGACGACAGCCAAUCGGACUCGGACUCGGACUCUGAUAGUGGUGACGAUGACAAGAAGAAGCUUAAGAAAGCUCGUGCCCUGAUCAAGAAGCUGAAAGCCCGCGCCCUAGCCAAGAAGCUUAAGACCCGCGCGCCCGCGCAUAAGAAGCGCGGCGGCGGCCACAAGGACGGCGAGGACAGCAGCGACGACGAUAGCCAGUCUGAUGACGGCGAUGCAAGCUCAGAUGACAACUCGGACUCAGACUCGCAGUCCGAUGACAAUAACUCUGACGACUCGGACGACGGGGACGAUGAUAGCGAUGAUGACAAACCCACCACUACGAGGACCACUUCGACCACCAGGACCACCGGAACGACCUCCACCACUAGAACCACCGGCACGACUUCGACGACAGGAACGACCAGGACGACGAGCACUACUAGGACGACGGCGCCGACGCCGUCGCCAACGUAA
Coniosporium apollinis CBS 100218 is the source of this 747-nucleotide messenger RNA. RefSeq lists its product as uncharacterized. The record is from RefSeq and is a predicted model, not a curated record. NCBI's taxonomy places the organism in Eukaryota, Fungi, Ascomycota, Dothideomycetes. The coding region runs from base 1 to 747 and encodes 248 amino acids. The transcript has a single exon.